AUGCGGCAGAAUGCAUAACGGAAUUGUUAGAUCUCCGCUGUUUACGACAAGUCGACAGCUUCAAUCAGUUUUCUUAUGUCGCAAGUACGCUACUAGGAGGAAGGACAAACUCCCAGUUCUUCGUGAAUUAACAGAAGUGAAAAAAAAGGCAUCUGCUCAUGUUACGAACCCAAAGCAGGUGUCGUUUGGAAAACGCGGAGGAUCACACGAGAUCGCAGCAAAGGUCCAAUACCCUAUUUAUGAGCGAGUUGCUGAGACUGGAAAGUAUGAUGAAAACGUGAAGAAGUAUAGACAUAUUAAAGAGAUGGUACCAGAAUUCAUAGUUCCUGAUCUGAAAGACUUUAAGUUGAAGGCGUACGUGCCAUGGGGAACAGAAGAGAUUAACCAGGCAGAGUUUACACCCAGGGAUCUCUUUUUCGCAACAUAUGCAAAGGACUUGGAGAAAGACUUUUCAGAAAACAAAACUGAACUCGAAGAUUCAGGAAAAGAAAACAUUUGAUGUCAAUAUACAUCACAUUACAUAAAAAAUAACUGAUGUUUUGUACGUGUGCCAAGUCAGAAAACUCUCAAAAACCUUAUUAAUUCCUACAUGUAUCUCCAGAAAUCAGCAGGAUAGUCGAUAUGAACUGAUUUCAUUGUCAUGUUAAAACAAUAAUAGUCAUGCACCAUAACUUAAUGAUGUUGAAUUUUAAUCUGCUGUUUGGUAUAUAGAGACAUCUUUUUGAUGUUUGGCAUGGAAAUUUUGAGAUAUGAUAAUACUUCGGCUAUACAUUGUCUGAUAUGAUAUUGUACACAAAACACUUAAUGGAAGAAAAUUAUCACAACUUUUAGGUCAUUGCUUCUAAAAUGGUUAAAAUGCUGUCUGUCAAACUUUGUGUUCGUACUAACAGGUUUUAACACAGAACAGUGUAUCAACUAGAUAAUGGAAUGGCACAUCCAAUACUCGGCUACAUACAGAAUUACCAUCUGGCUCAUUGAUAAGUUUAUCUGCGAGUCCUUAGUCCUUUACUCAAUGAAUUUGUUAAGAGACUGAAAGAAAUUAGUAAAUUUUAAAUUAUUUGACCCAUAGUUUUUAGCUAUCAAUUUGAAAAGAUUUCUUGAAACUCUGCUACAUACAGAGUUACUUCCCUUUGUUUACCAUUUGCCAUUUUCUUCUGAAACACUUGCAGAAACAACUGUUAGAUAAUGAUCUAUUUCAUUUUAUUUUUUCCCUUAUGUUUGAAGAAAGAAGUUAGUUUCGACAGGUUAGUGUGUGCGGUGUGGGUAAGACUGUUGGAAGUUAGUGUUGACAUGUUACUGUGUGGAGAGUGGAUUAAGACUGGCGUCAGUAUGUGGAAUGUGGAUUUAUAACCACAUGAUCAUAAUGCAUUAAAAUUAAUCUUGUUGGUGUUUACAAAGUA
Messenger RNA from Ylistrum balloti, 1400 nucleotides. Its product is annotated as large ribosomal subunit protein mL41-like. Gene Ontology annotation, cellular component: mitochondrial large ribosomal subunit. Bases 11 to 499 code for a protein of 162 amino acids. Lineage: Eukaryota; Metazoa; Mollusca; Bivalvia; Pectinida; Pectinidae. Gene Ontology annotation, molecular function: structural constituent of ribosome. The transcript is spliced from 3 exons. The record is from RefSeq and is a predicted model, not a curated record.